CAAGGACCAAAACCUAAGCCAGGUGGUUUCGUCCCAAAAAAGCAGGAGAGUGAAAAUUGAUACACCUGUGUUUGAACGUAUUUGACAGUCCUUUUGCAGGUACCAUGAACAUCCAGGAAUAUUUCACCAGAAUUUCUUACAAAGGCCCCAGUGAAAACCUGGACUUGGAGACCUUAACUGCAAUCCUCCAGCACCACAUCCGGGCUGUGCCCUUUGAAAACCUCAGCAUCCACAGCGGGGACACCGUUGAGCUGGAGUUAGAACAAGUUUAUGACAAAAUAGUGAGGAGGAAACGUGGUGGCUGGUGCCUAGAAAAUAACCAGCUGUUAUCCUGGGUUUUGAAAACACUGGGCUAUAAUCUCACUCUUUUAGGAGCAAAAGUGUUCAGCCCAGAAAAUAAUGCAUAUGCUGAUGAAAAUAAUCAUCUUCUUCUCAAAGUGGUCCAGGAUGGGAAAUCCUAUAUUGUGGAUGGAGGCUUUGGCAUGGUCUAUCAAAUGUGGGAGCCCAUGGAGCUAAUUUCUGGGAAAGACCAGCCCCAGACUCCUGGCAUCUUUCGAUUCCUGGAAGAAAAGGGGACCUGGUAUCUGGAGAAGAGCAAAAGGAAGGCAUACAUUCCCAACCACAGUGACGCUAAGCCUGACCCUCUGCAAGCAAGUGACUGUAGGAAGAUUUAUGCUUUUACCCUUGAACCACGAGAAAUAGAAGAUUUCAGGGUUCAAUGUGCGUAUCUCCAGACAUCCCCCAAUUCUAUUUUUGUAACAAAGUCCAUCUGCAGCCUCCAGACCACUGACGGGAUCCGGGCAUUAAUUGGGUGGAAAUACACCGAGAUAAAAUUCAAUUUCAAGCAGAACAUGGACCUGGUAGAAACCACAAUUCUUCCCAAUGAAGAGAUAGAGAAGACACUAAAAGUUAAAUUCAAUAUAACUCUCGAUAAGAAACUUCAACCAGUGAAUGCAGGAGGCAGGUCGUCUAUGUUUUAGAGUCUUGACCAGAAUAUAGUCCUGUGCUGGAAUAUCAAACUGAAUCUCUCUUAGCAUUCAAUGAAUUGGGAAAAAGAACACCUGGACUGCUGCUUUUUACCUUGCAUAUUGUAGAGGGUAGCAUAUAGCAUAUACAGGGUGACCAUACUUCCCAGUCUGGCCGGGACAGUCCCUGAUUUCAUAGGCUGUCCUGGCCAGUUGGCUAAAAUUGAAGCAAAUUCCCAUGUCGGAUGGAGCAGGGUGGGCUGUGGGAGGGGACUGGGGCUUGGGCAUCUGCGUGGGGCAAGCCAGGAUGGCUGCCCGCUGCUGGCAGCCUUGCACUCUGCUUCUGCAGCCACUCCCGAGGCCUGGGCUGCACGUGGUGGCCCUGGGGAGCUGCUGGUGGCGGGGAGGAGGCGCCGUGUGGUGGUGAGGGCUGGUGGAGCCCAGGGGGUGCCCAAGAGGGGCCACUACUAGCCUCUGCAUGGAGGGGAUGGAGCCUGGAUGUAGGACUCUGCACUAUCCCAC
Gavialis gangeticus (Gharial) is the source of this 1487-nucleotide messenger RNA. RefSeq names its product arylamine N-acetyltransferase, pineal gland isozyme NAT-3-like. The record is from RefSeq and is a predicted model, not a curated record. Lineage: Eukaryota; Metazoa; Chordata; Crocodylia; Gavialidae. The transcript has 2 exons. Gene Ontology annotation, molecular function: acetyltransferase activity. Bases 105 to 980 code for a protein of 291 amino acids.